This is a messenger RNA of Ceratosolen solmsi marchali, 694 nucleotides long. RefSeq lists its product as uncharacterized. Bases 120 to 656 code for a protein of 178 amino acids. The transcript is spliced from 2 exons. The record is from RefSeq and is a predicted model, not a curated record. Lineage: Eukaryota; Metazoa; Arthropoda; Insecta; Hymenoptera; Agaonidae.
AUUCAAACAAUCCCAAUAACCGCGUCUUACGAUGUUUCAUUACAAAUGAUGAAUGUACGAUGAUGUAAACAAAUAAAUAUAAGCCUUUUUGCGUGUAUUUUGUGACUGUUACUUUUAUAAUGGAAAAGGAAGCUGAUAAUCCAGAGACAGCGGCAGUCGAAAAUUCUCCAACGGAUAAUAAAACGAAUAAACGGAGAUCCUUAGUUUUUAAGAGACGAUCAAUUUUAUACGAACAAGAUUUGGAAAACGUUGGUGAAACUGGUGUAGUCCACGAAGCGAAGAAAUUGAAAUUCGAAGACGUAAAUCAGUUUGACAUUAAAAAAUAUAUAGAAACUUUGAAUGAAGAAGACAGAAAGUGGCGAGAGGUUUACGCAAAGAGAAAAUCUCGCGUACAGGAUUUAAUAAAACAUAAUAAACAUAAAGAACAAGCUGGACAGAUAUUAGAUAUUAAUUUUUUAUCUGAUCAUCAAAGAGCAUUUUUAGCAUUAAAACCUGAUUAUAAAGAAUUUAAUAAGAAUGUUUUUCAACUACAAGCGAUAGCGACGAAAGUGAUGUUUUUAAAUAUAUGUUCUAAACAUUUUUACGAAAGUGUAAUAACGACAUUACAAGAGGAUACAAAUAAUAUUAUGCAUCGCAUCUUUAAUCUCAUAGAUUAACAUCAUAUAAUAAAAGACCAAUUAAUAAAUAGUUUGCG